Messenger RNA from Prorocentrum cordatum, 1890 nucleotides. The record is from the annotation of a GenBank genome assembly. NCBI's taxonomy places the organism in Eukaryota, Dinophyceae, Prorocentrales, Prorocentraceae.
AUGCAGGAGGCCAUCCAACGUGAGCUUCGACGUUACACGCAGAACUGGAUAGGCGACCCGCGCAACGAGCAGCAGACGGAGCAAGACGUCGCCGAGGACUGGAUGGAGUGGUGCGUGCCCUACACCGCGGAGCAGCUGAGGGACCCUGAGAUUGGGAUGAAGACUUGCCUCGUGAUGCGCGCCGUUGGCACCGAGCUCGAGAGAUGUGCGAGACGGCUUAUCGCGCUGGAGUUCGCAGCCGUGCUCGUUACAGUGACCGUCUUCGGCGGCUACGUGAUCAGUCGGAAGAGGACUGGGCAGAGGGGCAUGGUGUUCGGCGGGGUGCAGCGCUACAAGCGCGUCAAGGGCCUGGCCUCCGCUCUGCUGGAGUUCGACGCUUUCUGUGCUCGUGUUGGCAAGCAGCAGUUGGUUGACGAUGUCUCCCUCCAGUGGACUGGGCAUGCCAAGCACAGCGGGACCGAGUUGGGUGAGGGCAUCGAUCAACUCAAGUUCGAGCUCCAGGGUCUCCAGCUGCCAAUCCAGGUCAAGAAGCUGGGCUACGUCGCCUCUUCCAGCCGCGCCAGCAGGGCUUUCCGCUCGGCAGCAAGAGCCAGGCAGGUCAUGGGCUUGCCGUGGAUUCGGAACCUCGGCCACGAGCUGGCAGGCCCCAAGGUGAGACGGCAACAAGAGGCAGCACGUCUACAGCAGCUUCGAGGACGGGUGCGACGCUCCCUCAUACUCAAGAAAGCUGUCGGGGCCAGCCGCAUCACGCGCAUCCAGGCCGCUGGGAUCACGCCGUCCGUCACGCACGGGGCCUCGGUCAGCGGCGUCGCAGACGCGGUGCUCAAGCCGAUCCGAUCGGUUGCUGCGCUACUGGCAGGAGUGCGCCCGACGGGUCGCAUAUGCAUGGGCAUGCUCAUGCAAGACCAGCCAUUCUACGACCCACUGUAUGCGGCGACCACCAGCAUCGUUUUCAUGUAUGCAAGCAUGUUGUGGGAAGGUCGGGUGGAAAUGCAAGCUCUCAGUGGCACGUGGGACUUCGUCAACGGGCAGAUGAGCGCACAGCCCAGCUGGAGCCGAACGGACCCGCCCGAAGUGAUUCUUAAGACCCGUGAGCGGCUUGAUCGCCUUGCGUGGGAGUCGGCUCAGGAUGACCCACAUGAGGCCUUGCAGUUUGCCUAUGCUAUCCCGCUGCAGCCUCCCGCCUCUGAGAUGCCUCCCAUGUGCCCCGAUUUCGUGCACCAUUGGGGAGACGCCGAGAUUCCGUGGGGCGGUAGGUUUGUAAGACACAGCGUGGUGAUCGCCAUAGUGGUGAACCAGGUCUCCGUCAAGUACAAGCCGUACAUGAUCGACCCCGGGACGCAGGCGUCGGGGGAGGACGCGGCCGAGCCCGCGGACUACAAGGCCUACUGCCGCCGGCGCUGGGGCGGCGACGGCUGGACCUACUCGCUCAGGGACCGCGGGCAGGAGCUCGGUCUGCCCUUCGGGCAGUGGGAUUAUUGGCCGAACACCCUGAACGCCCACCGCGUCUGCGCGUACCUGGAGGAGCGAGACCAAGCCGACGAUUCACUGGGCGAGAAGGAGCGCGAGCGGCGGGGGCUCGCCCUGGUUGCCAAAUACUACGAGAUGACGUACGAGCGCGGGGUCAACAUCUCCACCCCGGAGGGUGCCGCGCAGGCGCUGGAGGAGCUCGGCUUCGCGCCGGCGGAGGACGCCCUGAGGUGGCUGCAGCAGGGUGGCGGCAAGGACACGGUUAACGCCCAGGACCGGUUCGCGAAGCGGGACAUGGAGAUCAGCGGCGUGCCGUACUUCGUGAUCUCCGACGGCGAGGGCCAGAGCAGGCCGCAGGCCCUGAGCGGCGCGCAGAGCAGCAGGUCCUUCCUGCAGGCCAUGUACAAAGUGGCCCGGUGA